This is a messenger RNA of Aspergillus bombycis, 387 nucleotides long. RefSeq lists its product as uncharacterized. The transcript is spliced from 2 exons. NCBI's taxonomy places the organism in Eukaryota, Fungi, Ascomycota, Eurotiomycetes, Eurotiales, Aspergillaceae. The record is from RefSeq and is a predicted model, not a curated record. The coding region runs from base 1 to 387 and encodes 128 amino acids.
AUGGCUUCUGCGACAACGGCGAACCAUGCCACGAGCGUUGCAGAGCUGCUGGUUUCGAGUGUGGUGGCUGCGGUGGCGCAUUUUGGAAUCAGUGCUGGUGCUGCAACAACUCUUGUUAGCGACAUCGCCGUGAGGCGCUCAAGCGAAAGACGCGUUGUGGCGGCCUUAGGAGGAAGCGCGAGGUUCACGUCGAAAUCAUGGCUCGUGUUGCAGCUAUCUGAAUGGCUCGGAUCAGUCUGUUGUGUAGCUCUUCAGAAGGCUAGCACAGGAGGCGGCCCCGGCAGCCGCGAUACAGCACUGGAAGAUAUAGUGACGAACGAAGAGUUCGCAGGGAGGGUUCUUGAAAGAAUGGUGGCCUAUUUCCCGAAAGUAGCUACUGGCAUGUAA